Molecule: messenger RNA, 807 nt
Organism: Dentiscutata erythropus
Lineage: Eukaryota; Fungi; Glomeromycota; Glomeromycetes; Diversisporales; Gigasporaceae
Source: the annotation of a GenBank genome assembly
AUGUCAAUGCUGCAAGAAAUAGUUUCAGCGGUUAAGAAUAACGGAAGCAACAAUAGUUGUUUUCGUCCUGCAAAUAAUGAAAACCAAGCAGAAAGAACGAGGAGGCCACUAGUAUGUUUUAUAUAUCAGCAAGCAGGGCAUUAUACCCGUGAGUGCCCAAAUCAAAAUAAUGUCAUAAGAAACCCACCUGUUCAGAAUCAAGGUGAUAUGACCGAAGAACAGCAAGACCAAAUGAAGCAAAGAUUUUAUCUUAUAUCUAGGCUCGAGCAUGAAUUCAUUGGCCAAGAGAUAAGAAGAAUGGAAGAAGCUACAGAAGCAAAGGUUUCAGCUAUGAGUAAGUUUCCUAGACCCAAGAAUCUUCGAUUACUUAGGGGUUUUUGGGCUUGGUGUAUAGAAAAAAAGUUUGAAUGGAAGAAAGAGCAGAAUGCAUUCGAGAAACUGAAGUCGUUGUUAACUAUGGCCUCUAUUUUAGCUCACCCUAGGGAUGAUAAGAGAUAUGUAUUGUAUAUGGAUGUGUCACACUUGGCUCUUAGUGCUGUGCUGUUGCAACAAGAUGAUGAAGAUAUAGAGCUCAUAGAAGUGGUGUGCAAUAAAGCCAAAAUUAAACACAAGCUUUCGUCAAUAUAUCAUCCACAGACUAAUGGCCUUGUGAAAGCCUAUAGAACUGCCAAACAUGGCAUGACCAAAUUCGAUUCUUUUUAUUUCACCUAUAGAAGAGAGGUUACUUUACAGGUGGAAUUGGCAAUAAAAACAUACCCAGUGGACGAUGUGGAGGAUGAUCAAUACGAGGCCUUAAUUUUGACCUAA